CGACUUUUGUACCACUAUCGCUGCUACCCAACUCGACGCCGUCCGCGACGACGACCACGAUAAUCGGACACCGACCUCUACGAGUAAUUUGACGAUGGCGGCGUUCGCAGCGGUCGCACGGGUCGCCUACCUGGCCUCGGACGUCGUGGUGGACUCUCACCCUCCCUUGCCAUCGACCUCGGAGUUUGGCAAGACGCUCGAGACGCUGCGAUACGCGAGCGCGCACCAGGCGCAGAUCAUCUCGGUUCCGGCGGGAGGAGAUGCGGGGUCCGCGCUCGCGAGGUACUCUUCCCCCUCGACGAGUCUUUUAUCCUACACCGCGAUCGCCAGCUCGCAGACCGUUAACCGCCUGCUGGUUCACGCGCCGGAGCUGUCAGCGUCGCCCGUGGUACUGCACUUGGCCGUGAAGGACGACCUCUCGGACGUGCUGACCCUCCGCUCGUCCGUCCCCUACUUCCUUUACUCCUCGACACCUCAACAGGCGCACGACCACGCAUUGCUCGCGUGUCGGAUAGCGAAGGCGGAGAGGAGGGCAGUCGUGCAUGUGUUUGAUGUUGCGGAUCAGGCUGGAGGCGUAGACAGCUCGGAGGAGAACCGCAUACAGUCGUUCCUGGCGGAGAAAGAGGAGCAAGCCCAUGCGAACGGUUUACCGAACGGUCAUGUCCACGCCGAAGAACAAGAUCCCCUCUACAAAGCCUACGACAAGGCCGCGUCUGCGACCUCGGCCUUUCUCGGUCGCUCCUUGCACCCUCUCGGGCAACACGGCGCCUCCGGCACAGAAACAGUCGCGGUGACGUUCGGACGAGCGAACCUCGACGCAGACGGCACGUCGUUCAUCAGCGUCUCGCUGUUUAGCCCCUUCCCCUCUGCGCAUCUAAGCGCCUCCAUCCCGCAGUCCGUCAACCGCAUCGUGGUUCUCGAGCAGAUACAGCAAUGGUCAAUGAAGUGGACGCCGUUCUAUCUCGAGACCGUGAAGGUACUCCAGGAGCGGGAUCCUCGGCCCACUAUCAUCAGUGCGACAUUCGGCGACGUCAGUGUCGUCAGCUCCGAGGAGCUCUCCGCCGCACUUUCCUCCCCUUCGACAAAGCGCAUAUACCUAGGCUCGCAUCCCUCAGCGGUCAACGCUCCCGCAGUCCCGCACGUCCCAAAGCACGAGUCAUCGUACACCAAAAUUCUCCAACAAUUGUUCUCUGAUCGUCUAGAGGUUGUUAAUGACCCUUCCCUAGCCGAGACAUACGGCCCCGCCGCCACGUCUCCCGAAUUUGCCUUGGGCCGCGUGCGGUCGCAACUUCACGACGAGGCAGAGCUCAACUCCGCCAUCCAAUCUCUUCUCGAAGACUCCACGCUUCCCGAAGAUCUCCAUUCCCUCAUUAGCCGCUGGACGCUGGCCAAGGGCGACAGCACGAAACUUGCUGCGCUGUCUGCGGGCAUUGCGACCGCUCUCUCCGCGUCCGCGCUCAAGCAUCCUUCCGUUCCGCGCAUCGUCUCUCUCCUCUCCCAGACGUCCACCCCGAAGUCACGCUGGAUCAUCGGCUCGGAUGCCUGGUCGUACGACCUGGGUGCUUCGGGCUUGCACCACGCCAUCGCGUCCGGUUUGAACGUUAACAUUCUCAUCCUCGAUACGCUCCCCUACAGCGCACGCCUUAACGGCGACCCGCACAGGCGCAAGCAGGACGUGGGUCUGUAUGCGAUGAACCACGGCGACGUCUUCGUCGCCAGCGUCGCGGUGUACUCUUCGUACGCCCAGGUGCUCCAGUCUCUCAUCGAAGCAGACAGGUUCCCGGGCCCCAGCGUCGUCCUCGCUUACCUGCCCUACCAGUCCGACGACUCACCGGCGCUGGAGAUCCUCAAGGAGACGAAGCUCGCCGUCGACGCCGGCUACUGGCCACUGUACCGUUGGGACCCCUCCAGGGAGUCCAAGGGCAAGGAGCCCUUCGUCCUCGACUCGGACGCGAUCAAGAACGAGCUGCAGCAGUUCCUCGACCGGCAGAACCACCUCUCGCAGCUCACGUUGUCCAAGCCGCAGCUCGCGUCCGAGCUCGUGAGCAACCUCGGCGACAAGGUGCGCGAGGAGCGCAAGCGGCGCGCGCAGCAGGCGUUCGACGCGCUCGUUACGGCCAUCGACGCGCCGCCGCUGCUCGUGCUGUACGCGUCGGACGGCGGCAAGGCGGAGAAGGUCGCGAAGCGGCUCGCGGGGCGCGGGAAGGCGAGGGGGCUGAGCACGACGGUGGCCACGAUGGACUCGGUGUCGGUCGACGACCUGGCGAACGAAGAGUACGUCGCGUUCGUGACGUCCGUUGCGGGCCAGGGCGAGUUCCCACAGAACGGAAGGCAGCUGAUGAAGGCCCUCAACGCGGCGGCGACGCGCGGGGAGAAGCUGUUCGGCAAGCUGAAGUACUCGGUGUUCGGUAUGGGAGAUAGCCAUUACUGGCCGAGGCCGGAGGACGCGCAUUAUUAUAACAAGGCGGGCAAGGAUUUGAAUGCGCGGCUGGAGCAGUUGGGCGGAGAGCGGUUCGCGGAUAUCGGGCUUGGCGACGAUCAGGAUCCCGAUGGUCCGGAGACGGGGUACAAGGUUUGGGAACCUCUGGUGUGGAAGGCGCUGGGCGUCGACGCUAUCGAAGUCCACGAGGCGGAGCCGGAGCCGAUCACCAACGAGCACAUCAAGGCGGCUUCGGGCUAUCUCCGCGGGACGAUCGCCGAGGGUCUCGAGGACACGACGACGGGUGCGAUUUCCCCCGCCGACGGCCAGCUCACGAAGUUCCACGGUAUCUACCAGCAGGACGAUCGCGAUAUCCGCGAUGAGCGGCAGGCGCAGGGCGCGGAGCCCGCGUACUCGUUCAUGAUUCGCGUCAGGAUGCCGGGCGGGGUGUGCCAGCCGCGCCAGUGGCUCGCGAUGGACAGGAUCGCGGACGAGAGGGGGAACACGACGUUCAAGAUCACGACGAGGCAAACGUUCCAGUUCCAUGGCGUGAUCAAGCGGCACCUCAAGCCGUCCAUUCAGGCUAUCAACCGUGCGUUGUUGGACACGCUCGCUGCGUGCGGUGACGUGAACAGGAACGUUUUGUGCUCGGCUAUUCCUACCUUGUCGCGCUUACACGCGCAGGUGUACGAGUUCGCGAAGUCUGUCAGCGAGCACCUCCUACCGCGUACGACGGCCUAUCAUGAGAUUUGGCUCGACAAGAAGCUGGUCGCGGGCGAGGCACUCAAAGACGUCGAGCCGCUCUACGGUGAAUUCUACUUACCACGGAAGUUCAAAAUCGCAGUCGCCGUUCCACCGACGAACGACGUUGAUAUCUUUGCCAACGACGUGGGCUUUAUCGCGAUCGUCGACAAGGCCGGAGAUUUGGCCGGGUUUAACGUAUCCAUUGGUGGCGGGAUGGGCGUCACACAUGGCAACAAGAAAACGUAUCCUCGUUUAGCGGACGUUAUCGGGUUCUGCACGCCCGAACAGGGCAAGCAUGUAGCGGAGAAGAUCAUGCUUGUCCAGAGAGACAAUGGUAAUCGCGUAGACCGUAAGAAUGCCCGUCUAAAGUACACCAUUGACCGUAUGGGCCUCGACAACUUCAAGUCGGCAGUCGAGAAGCUGCUUGGGUACCAGCUUCAACCCGCGCGUCCCUACAUGUUCGACAGGAACGUGGACGACUAUGGAUGGCAUGUCGGCGAGGACGGAAAGCACCACGUCACGCUCUUUAUCGAGAAUGGCCGCGUGCAGGAUGAGCCCGGGCGCAACUUCAAGACCGGCUUGAGGGAGAUCGCGAAGAUCCACAAGGGGACGUUCAGGCUGACAGCCAACCAGCACGUCAUGAUCUCCGAGAUCGCCCCUGAGGAUGUACCGGAGAUUAAGAGGUUGCUGAGAGAGUACAAGCUGGACGACCUGUCGCACACUGGCUUGAGGCUUUCUUCCUCUGCUUGUGUCGCUUUCCCGACGUGUGGCCUUGCCAUGGCAGAAUCAGAGCGGUAUCUUCCUCUCCUCAUCGACAAGGUCGAAAAAAUAUGCGAAGAGAAUGGUCUGCGCAACGACUCGAUUGUAAUGCGCAUGACUGGUUGCCCGAAUGGAUGCGCGAGACCUUACGUAGCAGAGGUGGCAUUUGUGGGCAAGGCGCCAGGGACGUAUCUCAUGCUGCUGGGUGGCGGCUACUACGGUCAGCGCCUCAACAAAAUCUAUCGAGAGUCCGUGUCGGAGCCGGAGAUCCUCGCUAUCCUCCGACCCAUGAUCAAGCGUUACGCGCUCGAGCGGUCAGAAGGCGAGCGAUUUGGCGAUUUCGUCAUUCGCGCGGGCUACAUCGCACCUACCACGGAAGGCAAGGCGUGGUACGACCGUAUGGGAGGCGAAGGCGAACACCGCGAAGUGUCUGCAUAAGGGAAACAUGAAGCUAUCUGAUCUUGAGGCCAUGUCAUCAUGUGUAACAUAUCUCCACAUUCACUCUAUGCACGCUAGUUUUCCGGGUAUUUGCCGAAUCUGCGGGCAUUGACGAUCUGCGACGAGGUGUUCUGCUCCUAACUUGAAAUAUAGGAGGGAAUGCGCAAGGAGAGGAAUCGAGUUCCGGGGGAGUACUCCCACUUAUGCCGAAGUAUCCAUUCACUGACUGGCGUGUAGGCCUAUGACUGUGUCGAAUCAGAGCAUUACCCCAGGGAUCGUUUCGCGAAUGUUACUCGUGACCAUUAACCAGACCCGGUCAUCGUCGAAAUCCGCCGGUGAUGCCAUGUAUACCGAGGAAGUGUUCAACCAGGCUCAAGAUCACGAAUGAUAUGUAAUUUCAUUAUAAUUGGAUACAGAUCAAAUCAGAUGUCGCUUGAAGAAAGAG
Punctularia strigosozonata HHB-11173 SS5 is the source of this 4805-nucleotide messenger RNA. RefSeq names its product sulfite reductase subunit beta. Gene Ontology annotation, cellular component: sulfite reductase complex (NADPH). The transcript is spliced from 7 exons. Gene Ontology annotation, molecular function: heme binding; sulfite reductase (ferredoxin) activity; sulfite reductase (NADPH) activity. The record is from RefSeq and is a predicted model, not a curated record. NCBI's taxonomy places the organism in Eukaryota, Fungi, Basidiomycota, Agaricomycetes, Corticiales, Punctulariaceae. The coding region runs from base 95 to 4360 and encodes 1421 amino acids. Gene Ontology annotation, biological process: sulfate assimilation; amino acid biosynthetic process.